AUGGAAAAUGUAAAAAUAGAACAUACCGAAGAGUCACGUUUGAACACGUUAAACACACUAAAAACCUUAGUCAAUGAUGCAGUUUAUUGUGAUGUACAGUUAAUAACAGAUGACAGCAAUAUAGUCAUACAUAGCCAUAAAUUAGUGUUAGCAUCGGUUAGUCACUAUUUCCAUUCAAUAUUCCAAACAAAUCCUCAAGAUGAAAUUUUUAAAAUAUCGUUCAGUGCGAUUACUUUAAAACUCAUAUUUGACUUUAUUUAUGGAAGGGAAGUCUUCAUAACAGAAAACAAUGUAAAAGAUUUGUUAAUUGCAGCUAAUAUUGUACAAAUCAAAGAGAUACACAAGGCUUGCUGUGAUUUUUUGCAUAACCAGCUGCAAGUAUCUAAUUGCCUCAAUAUGAAUGAGUUAGCUGGAAGCCAUGAAUAUGUGAAAUUAUUAAAAAGUUCAGAGUUAUGCAUUGAACAACACUUUUCAUUAUUUUUGUAUUUUUGUAUUGGAAAUACAAAUUCUAAUGUUACUAACACUACGGAAUGGUACAAUCCAAAAAUCAAAAAAUGGGAAUUUGGUAUUGCUAUGGAUAUUGAACAUCCAAAAUACUUUUUUAAUGUGCUGGAGUUAUCGACUGAAGCACCUUGUUGGACGAGUCACAAAACAGCCAUGAAAGUUAAAAGAAAUUAUUUUGGACUUGGUGUCGUACAUAAUUUGUUAUAUGCCGUUGGUGGACAUGAUGGUACUACUUAUUUAGACAGUGUAGAAGUUUUUGACGUCAGAACUGGAGAAUGGCGUCUGGUCUGUAAAAUGAAGAUGUGCUGUUGGGGUCGGAGUCAUGAAUAA
Messenger RNA from Acyrthosiphon pisum (pea aphid), 834 nucleotides. RefSeq names its product kelch-like protein 3. The transcript is spliced from 6 exons. Bases 1 to 834 code for a protein of 277 amino acids. The record is from RefSeq and is a predicted model, not a curated record. Gene Ontology annotation, molecular function: protein binding. NCBI's taxonomy places the organism in Eukaryota, Metazoa, Arthropoda, Insecta, Hemiptera, Aphididae.